AUGGGUGUCUGGACGUUCUUGCCGGCAGUCUUCUUUGGCCUCGCCGCAGGGCGCUCACUGUGGUCGUCAAGGCCUGCAAGCUAUGGAGACCGAUCGACUGAUGAUUACAUCCUCAAGUCUGCAUAUCCCCUAGGAAAUGGAAAGCUUGGAGCUAUGCCGUUUGGGCCUCCAGAGUUGGAGAGGAUUCUCUUGAAUGUCGACUCCCUUUGGUCCGGCGGACCUUUUGAAAACGCGAGCUAUAGUGGAGGAAAUCCACUCGGCUCGCAGCCCAAGUACCCGGUUUUGCCUGGUAUUCGGUCCAAAAUCUUUGAUCAAGGCACAGGAGAUGUGAACGGCCUUCUGGGGACGAAUGCCAACUACGGCUCGUACCAGGUCCUAGGUAAUCUGACGGUUGACUUCGAUGGCUUCGCCGAUUACUCCGAGUAUCGCAGGUCGCUGGAUCUGACCAAUGGCGUACACACCACGGUCUACGACUCGGAUGGCCUUCACGUCGAGACCACCAGCUUCUGUUCUUUCCCAGACCAGGUCUGUGUUUGGGCGACAUCAAGUAAUGGAACCCUCCCUCCGCUGCAUGUCCACUUCGAAAACCUUCAAGUCUCGCAAGACCUGGUUAAUACCACCUGCGCCAACGACGACCAUAUCCGCCUGAAGGGUGUAACACAAUUGGGUCCACCAGAAGGACUUCAAUAUGAGGCAGUGGCUCGUCUAAGCAAAGACUCCCAUGCUAAGGCGUCGUGCCACAACGGUCGGCUGAAGGUCGUGCCUAGCGAGGGCAAAGGCAGAGUGACCGUCAUUGUCGGAGCCGGCACAAACUUUGAUCAUACAAAGGGCACCGCUGACGAUAAUUACUCGUUCAGGGGAGCGAGUCCUGGUAAACUUGUUGCUGAGACCACGUCGAACGCUGUAUAUAAAAGCACUGAAACUCUGUUGGACCGCCAUAUCAGAGACUUUUCCACUCUCACAAACAGGUUCAAACUCAAUCUCCCGGAUACUCUUGGAUCCAAGGAGAGAGAGACAGCAGAGAUCAUCUCCGAGCUUCAGGCAACUGGACCCUCCGAUCCCUUCCUCGAUGGCCUUCUUUUUGAUUAUUCUCGCUGCCUGCUCAUUUCCUCCUCCCGGGAAAAUUCCUUGCCCGCGAAUUUGCAAGGCAGAUGGAACGAGGACAUCAAACCCAGUUGGAGUAGUGACUAUCACGCCAAUAUUAACGUUCAAAUGAACUACUGGCCAGCUGACCAGACCGGUCUCACGGAGACCCAGGGCGCCCUUUGGGACUACAUGCGUUACAACUGGGUGCCACGCGGCGCGGAAACCGCACGACUCCUGUAUAACGCUUCUGGCUGGGUCACCCACAAUGAGAUGAAUAUCUUUGGGCAUACGGCGAUGAAGGAUGGUGCGACGUGGGCCAACUAUCCGCUCGCUGGUGCCUGGAUGAUGCAACAUGUAUGGGACUAUUUCGACUAUACACGAGAUAUAGCGUGGCACAAGGAGAUCGGCUAUCCGCUGCUGAAGGGUAUUGCUGAAUUCUGGCUUUCGCAGCUUCAGGAGGAUGAAUUCAGUAACGACGGGACUCUUGUUGUCAACCCUUGCAACAGUCCAGAGCAGGGACCAACCACUUUCGGCUGUGCUCACGACCAGCAACAGAUCCAUCAAGUGUUUGAUAAUAUCCUCGCAAGCGCAGGUGUCGUAGACGAGCGGGAUCACGACUUCCUCAGCCAAGUUUUAUCUGCAAUCUCGAAGCUAGACAAAGGCUUGCACUUGACCGACUGGGGGGGUAUCAAGGAAUGGAAGCUCCCCGACUCGUAUGGAUACGACACGAAGAACACGCACCGGCAUUUGUCGCACCUUACCGGCUGGUAUCCUGGCUACUCUCUUUCUUCCUACAUGGAUGGCUACGUUAACGAGACAAUCCAAUCCGCAAUCCGCGAAACCCUCAUUGCAAGGGGGAGUGGAAACGGUGACGAUGCAAAUUCUGGGUGGGCCAAAGUAUGGCGCGCAGCGGCAUGGGCCCGCCUCAAUAACACGGAGAAGGCCUACUACCACCUCAAGUACGCGAUCCAGGUAAACUUUGUCGGAAACGGGCUGAGUAUGUAUGGGGCAGCGGAGCCACCCUUCCAGAUUGACGCCAACCUAGGAUUUGGAGGGGCAGUGCUCAGCAUGCUCUCGGUCGAUCUGCCACUGGCCCACGAUUCUGACGACACCGCUGUGAGAACGGUGGUCCUAGGUCCUGCCAUUCCAUCUGCCUGGGCUGGUGGAAGUGUCAAUGGCCUCCGCAUUCGGGGUGGUGGAAUUAUUGACUUUGAAUGGGACGACUCUGGGCUUGUUACUACAGCCCAGCUCACAGAUUCCAAAAGUCGUGUCAAGGUGGUGAAUAAAGAAGGCACAAUCCUUGCUGAGCAUAAGUAAAUUCGGCUCCAGUGGACAAACUCCCAACAGGAACAUGACCAUACACAGAGAGAGGGAACUCGAGUAGCGGACAUUACCCGGAGAUUCCCCAUGGCACGACUCCGGUAAUUCCUCCGGUGCUCUUAGUAGAAAUAGC
Molecule: messenger RNA, 2539 nt
Organism: Aspergillus versicolor CBS 583.65
Lineage: Eukaryota; Fungi; Ascomycota; Eurotiomycetes; Eurotiales; Aspergillaceae
Product: glycoside hydrolase family 95 protein
Exons: 5
Coding region: 1-2403 (800 amino acids)
Biological process (GO): carbohydrate metabolic process
Molecular function (GO): alpha-L-fucosidase activity
Source: RefSeq, a predicted model, not a curated record